Messenger RNA from Paramormyrops kingsleyae, 2107 nucleotides. It is a transcript of the gene cltrn, whose product is annotated as collectrin, amino acid transport regulator. Gene Ontology annotation, biological process: positive regulation of amino acid transport. NCBI's taxonomy places the organism in Eukaryota, Metazoa, Chordata, Actinopteri, Osteoglossiformes, Mormyridae. Gene Ontology annotation, cellular component: plasma membrane; extracellular exosome. The record is from RefSeq and is a predicted model, not a curated record.
GUGAUUUAUAACGUGGUCGAUUCCUGCAGUUCAGAGAUUGAUGUUUAGAACCUUACUGGUAAUUUAGCCUUAGCCUAACUGGUAAUUUUCUGAGCCACUAUUCUGGGCUGGUACAUCAAUCCCUCUCCAAAAGGUGCCUUGUUCUGACACCCUGAGCUGGAUCUUACUGGGUGGAGGAAGUGAAUAUUACGGUGGCUGCGUAACCGGAGGCCUGGAAUCAGUCGCUCACCGCCUCCGCUGGCUUUCUGCAGGCCAAGCAGGACGCUAUCGCAGAACUCUUCGCUGUUUCAGCACCGCAAGCCAGUUACAUAACAUUCAUAUAACAAACAGGAAAGUUAGAUACGAGUUCGCUUAAAAAUGACAUUUGGUUCCUUGCGGUAGGGCUGUGAGAUGGAGGGGCGUUUAAUGAUUAAACCGCGCUCUCCUCCCAUUUUCUGAUCCCUGGCUGUGCUCACCGUAAUCCCCGUUUAGUGCGAUUCUAACUGCGUUUUCCCCAUAAACUCUCUCGGUGCGGGAUGCUGACCGAUCUCUUCCUAACGCUUUGCAUUUCCACUGCCUUGACAGCUGUCCAGGCUGAGAAUCGGUGCUCCGUAGAUGCAAAAAAUGGCUAUAAAGUGCGACUUAGCAUUAAAACAGCCCUGGGAAAUAAGGCGUACCCGUGGGACGACAGCGAGAUGUUCCUGUUCAGGGCUACUCUGGCCUUUGCCAUGAGGGUCUACACCAAGUCGGAUCAGUACAACGUCUCAAGCGUCCAUGUGUGUGACGAGACGCCACGCGUGUCCUUCUGGUUUGUGGUGUCAAACGACACGGAGCUUGUAUCCGCCGAGGAUGUGGAAAAAGCCGUCAGGAUCUCGAGGAACCGCAUCAACAGCGCUUUCAUGCUGACGGAUCAGACGCUGGAGUUUGUGAACAUCCCCCCGACUCUGGUAGCCCCGGUGCAGCCCGGCACGCCGCCGUGGCUCAUCGUCUUCGGCGUGGUCAUCAGUGCCGUGUGCGCCGGCGUCGUCAUGCUGCUGCUGUCCUCCUUCGUGCAGAAGAGGCGGAAGAAAGGAAUUCUCGAGGAUGAGAACGAGGAAGAGAGGUGCGAAAAGCAGAACGGCGCCACCCAUGAGGUCCAGGAAGGAAGUGAUGAUUUUAACCAGAUAUUUGUGGAGGCCAGUAGCUCCACCAAGCUGUAGUGACCCGGAAACUCAUAACCUCACCUAGAGGACCACCAAAACAUGCACCAAAUCACCAGUCACGAAAGGCAGGACAGGCUGCAGACCAUAACCAGGACACCACCAAAUUAGAAUAAGGCAGAUGUCUGGGUUGCUGAUGGGGUCCAGUCUAUGAUUACACAUCUGGGGGAUCUAACUGCAGAUUUUUGCAGAUUAUUUAACUUAUGUACUCCAAAAUAAGCAAAUUCUUUUGGGGAUAUGUUUCUGUCCUUCACGACAGUUUUAUUUUUAGGUAAAGCUUUGUAGCAGUAAACAAAUGUACUAUUAGUUGUGGCAGUUUUCUGUGUGAAUAAUAAACAAGGUUAAGAAUUAAUAAAUUUUCAGUGAAAGGGAACAAACCAUAGAUUGGCUAUUCACCUGACACUGACCACACUAACCACCCAAGUGAACUGGUGUUGUAUGUGUAAUUUCACCAAUGCACAUGAUGACUGAAAUAAGUAAACAAUGAGUUAUCUAAAAGGUGGACUCUUGAGCACAAAGGGACACAUUCGGUUAGGGAUGGUGACAUAGUUACGCAUUGUGGUUACAGUAUAAUCCAAGGUGCCUUUAAGCCAUAAAAUAUUUGGUGCCCUGCAGAUUCAGGUGUGGAGGUCAAUAUCUUUACAUUGUGCAACAUCAUUUUGCUGACAGGAAUUGUUUAUUUACAUGUGGAAAAUUUCCUUGGUAUGUAGAUUUUUGGGGCUCUACACACAGUACAUUGAUAAUAAGGAUUUACCACCAGACAUGUAACUAAUUCACAGGACUCACACAUAAUAUGACUGAAUACAUAGUGAUCUACUGACAGUCACAUAUCGACUAGAUAUGUCAAGCACCCGACGGGAAUCAUGAGAAUGAGUCUGCGAAGAUGAUCACUGAAUCAGCGUGAAAAUAAAGCGCAAUAAUAAACAAAA